AUGACCCCUGAACUUAUCAAAAAGGCCUUCACCGCCACCGGCAUCUGUCCACCUGAUCCGACGCCUGUACUCAAAAAAUUCAAGCCAGCCACCCCUGAGGUGUCCAGUUCGGAUGAGGACUCAACUUCACCCCUCAGCGAGCUCCUCCGCAAUGAGAUAAAGGGUCUCACAGAGGAGCUGUGUAGGAGAGGUGAAAGGCAAAAAAGCUACCCCUUGAAACGCCGAGAACAUCUAGAUACUCCUCAUGGAGGAGCUGUUUUCUGGUCGCCAAGGAAGCUUCGGCAGGCCCGGGAGCAAUGGGCUGAAAAACAACAAAAAAGAGACCAGGAGAAACUCCAAAAAACUCGGAUAUCUGAGUUGAGAGAGCAGGCAAGGCUGUACAAGUUGAAAGUAACUCAGGAGAAGCGAGCUGCACGAGAGGCAGCCAAGGAGGUAAGGAUGAAGGAGAAGGCUGAGAAGGAGGCCGAACGCGCCCGCAAAAAACUCAACAACAACACCAAAAAACCUAUCCGACAGUCCCAAAACGGUAAGCGCAAGGCAUCAAAAGUUAAUAACAAUCGCAAUAAGGGUCAAAAACGCGUUGUAGAUAGUGUUGUUGAUGAGGGAGAGGCCUCAGGAGCUGCACCGGCCUCACCGCCGAGAGUGACCCGGCACGGCCGGAACAUCAAACUUCCGGCCAAAUAUAAGUAG
Pyrenophora tritici-repentis Pt-1C-BFP is the source of this 690-nucleotide messenger RNA. The record is from RefSeq and is a predicted model, not a curated record. Lineage: Eukaryota; Fungi; Ascomycota; Dothideomycetes; Pleosporales; Pleosporaceae.